CUACUUCCACAGCAUGUCCGUACUGAGAUCACUCCGCCGAUGACCACCGGCCAGUAAACGUCGCUUGACAACGACACCGCGCUAAGAUCAUCUCCAUCAUAAAAGGGACCGACACAUCGUAGACACCUGGAUUAUGGAUGUGUUAGUGCACGAGGCGUCCAGAGUGCCGAAUUCGUACAAAGAAGUCGAAACAAGACCGAGUGCAGAACACGGUGCAAUGGAUUUACAGAGCAACGAUCAACCCCCCGAAGCCACUCGGAUUCCCCAAAGACAACCCGUCGACAUAAUAUUCGAGGAUAUUUCUUACACCGUAUCUCUCGGCUUCGGUAAAGGUGUAAAGGAAAUCUUGCACAGAGUUAACGGACGGUUGCCCGCCGGAGAGUUGAUCGCGAUCAUGGGACCAUCCGGUGCGGGGAAAUCGACUCUUCUCGACGUCCUUUCCGGGUAUCGCAUCACCGGGGUCGAAGGUACGGUUUUCGUCAACGGGCGAGUUCGCAACAUGAACGUCUUUCACAGGUCGAGUGCAUACAUAACGCAAGACGACAGACUCCAGCCUCUCUUGACGGUUAUUGAGAAUAUCAGGAUAGCAGCGAAUUUGAAGAUCAGCACGAACACGCCGAUAUACGCGAAGGAGGCUAUCAUCGAGGAAAUAUUGACUAAACUUGGCUUGUACACACACAUGCAUACGAGGGCUGGAAGACUCAGCGGUGGUCAGAAAAAGAGACUUUCCAUUGCCUUGGAGUUGGUCAACAACCCUCUCGUCAUGUUCCUGGAUGAGCCUACGACCGGGUUGGACAGCUCGUCUUGUACACAAGUCGUGAAGUUGCUACAGCUCUUGGCGCGACAAGGACGAACGAUAGUUUGUACCAUUCAUCAGCCGAGUGCUUCACUUUUUCAACUAUUUGAUCAGGUAUAUGUUCUGGCCAGAGGAGAGUGCUUGUACCAAGGUGCAGCGAGUCUGAUGGUACCUUUCCUAGAAAGCGUCAAGCUACCAUGCCCAGUUUAUCACAACCCGGCUGAUUAUGUGAUUGAAUUGGCCUGUGCGGAAUACGGCCAGGAUAAGAUCGACGCUUUGGUUUGGGCAACGCAGAACGGCAAGAGUCUCCAGUGGUUCACAAAUCCAGAUGCUACGUUAGACACAGCGGCAUUACGAGCCAAACAUCCACUGAAAAAUUCUGGAAUUUAUGAAAAAAAGUCGCGACAAGAAACGUCGCAAUAUAAUCAAAUAAAAGUCCUCCUGCAGAGAGGAUACUUGAAAACUAAAAGAGACACUACUCUGACCCACCUCCGCAUAGCUGUGAACAUCUUUACCGGCGUAAUGCUGGGAACUCUGUUCAUUCGUGCUGGCAACGAAGGUUCCAGAGUUUUGGAUAACUAUAAUUUACUAUUUGCUAUUCUCAUGCACCACAUGAUGACCACCAUGAUGUUGACCAUUCUUACAUUCCCAAACGAGAUGAACAUCCUGAAGAAAGAGCACUUCAAUCGAUGGUACAGUUUGAGGUCUUACUACAUAUCUGUAACCCUGGUGGAUAUUCCGGUCUCCGUAUUCUGCUGCCUGCUGUUCUCGGUCAUUGUCUAUUUGAUGUCAGCACAACCUCUAGAAAUAAGCAGGUUUUCAAUGUUCGUUGCAAUCAGUUUGCUGGUUGCGUUUGUCGCGCAGAGUUUCGGGCUCAUGAUCGGAGCCGUUUUUGGAGUUGUGAAUGGCACCUUCAUGGGCCCAACGCUCUCUGUACCGAUGAUGAUGUUUGCCGGGUUUGGCGUCACUCUUCGCGAUCUACCCGCUUACCUAAAAUGGGGUAGCUACAUCAGUUAUCUGCGAUAUGGACUUGAAGGAUACGUCAGUGCUAUCUACGGACUGGAGAGGAAAACACUGGCAUGUGGCUUCGACGAGGUGUACUGUCACUUCAAAUAUCCGAGAAAGUUCCUAAUGGAAAUAGCCAUGGAUGGGGAUCAGUUUUGGUUCGAUAUUUGUGCCUUGGGUGUGAUUUUACUCUUUACGCGUCUUUCAGCCCUUCUUCUCCUCAGAUGGAAGCUGAUGGCAUCUCGGUAGAUGUUUAUUUUAACUUUUGCGGUGACUGUUCGUCACGCAACAGUCAAUUGUUAAGAUAAGAAUAUCAGAUAUUUAUUGUGUGGGUGUAUAUUAUGUGUUGCGUGUAUCGGCAAGUCGCAAUUGACCUUAGGAAUAUAUCGAAAAAAACGAACAGCAUUUUGUUAAAUCUUGUAAUCGUUUUUAACCCCAACCAUACGAUUGGGUUUAAUACUGUCCGCGGACCGCAUUAAAUUGUUGCACGAUGUAUUCUCGGGUCUUCAAAGAUAAUCUCAACGAAUUUCUCAAAUUCAAGUUGUUCAAUUGACCGGAACACGACUACUAUCCGGCUUUUUUCGUUACAUCUUAUACAUUAGACGUUAAACCGCACUUAUGGCAACCAUGUCAGGGCAUGAAAGUAAGUAUAUCUAUAAAAAAAACUAAGAUAACGUAUCAAUGCAAUUUCUUUUAGUGUAUAACAUUGUAGAUAUAAUAGUAGAAGGUACUGAGCAAGCAGGACUGCAAUUUAUCUGUGAGCUGCGCCCUAAAGACUAAGCAGCCGUUAAUGUUUGUCUUGCUCAAUUCCGAUUACCGCUUUUCUAUCACCUUGUAGAAAUGUGAAACUUUACGACGUAUUCACAAUUUUACCGAAGGAGAUACAUUAUGAUAUUACGACAACGUGAGAUAUUGUUAUUUAAUUUUUAAAAAUUAUUCUACGAUGGACUUCCAAAGAUUCCUUGCGCUGCUGUGUCAGGAACCAGAUAGUUAUUCUUCAUAAAUAUUCUCAGUUAUAGUCACGAUUCAAAAUUACUCAAUCAGUAAAGCAAAAUUUCUUCAAAAUUCAACUGACAUGGCUUCUUGAAAGGUACGAGACAAAGGCGAUGGAUUUUCCCUGGCCAUUUAGUAUUUCAGAGCGUUUUAUUCAUGAAUUUUUGGAAGCCCAUGUGUCAUUUGAUUCGAAAUAUUAUAUAUUUUUAUAAUAGAUACUUUUAUACCCUAAUGCGAUUUGAAUUACAGGUCGUAUAUUUAGGCAAGUUAAUUUUACUCAUAUACAUGUAUAAUAAAUGUAUGUAUAUAUAUACAUAUGUGUAUAUCUACGAUAGUUAAUAACUGAUGAAAGAAUUUCAAUUUGAAUAAUAAUACGAUAUUAAUUUUUCGUAUGCUCUGCACUAAUUUCCUACAUCAUUCACACAUGGUUAUCUUUCAUCUAUAGGUCUCUCUGGUCGGAGAUUCGUCUCUCGUUUUCUCUUUCCUUGCAACUUGCGGAAACAGGUUUAACAGCUACCGAGAGAAUUCCUUCAAGAUUAAAAAAAUAACCUCCGCAAGCUUUCUCACUUUCUGCAUUGUAUGCGGAGAAAUUCUGCGGGCAGAGGUAUUAAAGGAUAUGACACGAUUGUCGCCCAAGUCAUUAGAGAAUAUUUUCUUAGCCAAACAUAUCGCGUCCUGCGAUAACUAUAGGUUAAUAAACACAUUCACUCAUACGAUUGGUUUCCAUUAAUAUUCAAUGACUGUUGGAUAAGCGUUACUAAUGUUAUUAUCACAUAUUUGCUCACAUUAGACAUGAACUGACUAACGGGCUUGAACGAUUGUUGAAUGAGUUACCCAAUACAAUCACUUUCAAUCAGGAUUAACACCAAAUAUUGCGAUCCUCACACUUGUUAAAGUAUUUGCGUAAGCGUACAGAAACCCGUUUACUGUAUAUUUACUUUCAUUUAUGAUACAGUAAUUGUCUCUCUGAUUCAUCUGACACAGAAAUUUGGUAGGGAGUCUGUGCAGACCAUUGACCGCGAUAUUAGUCUCUGGUAUUCAUUAUAAUAUUCUGCAAAAAUUCCGGACCUAAGAAUUGAACUCGACUUUGUCUCAAAAAUAAAAUAUGCUUUGAAUAUAAAUAUUAACCGACAAAGAGCUGUUAUUCAGAGUAAUAGUGGUGAUGGUUCGACCUUUCAAAAUGAACCGUACUACGCGGACAGAUUUGAUAUAGAUUCGUAACGGUUGUAGGAAUAAAUAAUUACGUGGCUCAUCACAUAUUACAAAUCCAAAGAUGAUUUACUUUUACAAGUAUUACGAAAAUAUUUUAAAUUGCCUUGACCGAUUUAUGAACUCUCAAUUGCACGUGGAUCCAAAAUCAACGCGUAGUAUGAGAACGUCAAUAUAACCAUUAGGUAAUGUUAUGCAAAUUCACAUUUCUAUUCCUUUACUUUGACCAUUUUCACAUCUUGAAAUUUAGCUCCGGGUAUCGCCAUGGGUGCUGUGCCUCAAGAAGUUUCUUUCAGUCUUUCUUACGUCGAGGUUCAAACUGCCUCGAAGCAAAGACCUGAAAGUUUAUGAGAAUCUUUUUGAACCACAGGAUACUUCAUUUUUAUUAACUGUAUUUUACUCUUCAUUUCAAUUAGCGUUCUAUUGUCGUUGUGUCAACUUUUACCUACGGUAUAUGAACUUCGUGUGCGAUGAAAUGAUUGGAGUAUAACACGCGAAGUGGCUCAAAUUUAGUUCACGCAGAAAAAAAAAAGAAAAAAAAAAAAAAAAUUCCCACACGGGUGAAAACUCGCUUUGGAUUUAACAAGGUUGAUUCACCAUCGAUCAAUGUCAAGAC
Neodiprion virginianus is the source of this 4619-nucleotide messenger RNA. Its product is annotated as ATP-binding cassette subfamily G member 4. Bases 134 to 2050 code for a protein of 638 amino acids. Gene Ontology annotation, molecular function: ABC-type transporter activity; ATP binding; ATP hydrolysis activity. The record is from RefSeq and is a predicted model, not a curated record. Gene Ontology annotation, cellular component: plasma membrane. The transcript has 12 exons. NCBI's taxonomy places the organism in Eukaryota, Metazoa, Arthropoda, Insecta, Hymenoptera, Diprionidae.